GACUUUAGAGUUGAAGCUCUGAUGGAAAAGCUCUUGUCAUUUUUUUCCUCAUUUUCUUCAUUUUCUUUUCUAAUUUAAUUUUCUCUCUCUCUCUCUCUCUGUUUAUCUAAUUUUACUAAUUAUUCUGUUUUCUUUUCUUCGCAUCUUUUAAUUUCCUAAAUAAUUAAUCUAAAGUAUCUUUCGCUCUCUCUCAAUUUACCUGUUUAGAGAAAAGUAGUCAUCAUAAUUCAUUACUUUUUCUAUGAUAUUUUUCUAUUUCUACAUCAUCACAAUUAAUAUUUAUCAUUAUUAUUCUUGUUAAAAACAGUCUCUCUCUCUCUCUCUCUCUCUAUCAGUUGAUUAUCUUCGUUGGUUUAUCUUCUUCCUCUCUCUCUCUCUUUCUCCAUCUUCCUCUCCCAUUUUCUGGUUGCUGAACAGUUCAAAUUACACAUCGUUGUUAUAUCAUUACAUUAAAAGGAAUAUUGGAAUAGGAAAACUAUUUACUUUCUACAUGGUGGAGAGAAGAUAUUUUCUCAUUUCUGGUUAACUCUCAUCUCUCUCUCUCUCUCCCAUUACCAGGAACAUUGAAGAAACAGCAAAGAAAACUCAUCAUAAUCCUAAUCCACCAUCACCACCACUGCUGUUGUUUGUUAUUAUUAUUUUUUUAAUUCUUUACCUGUGUUGAUAUUUUCGCAUCACCAUCAAAGUUUCAUAUUUUUCUCUCUCUUUCUCUCUUUCUUCAUCAUCAAUCGUUGUUGUUACCUGUUGUUAUCUGUUGUCACUCUGUUGCUUCUCAUCUACACUUCACAUAAUCUAUUUUACUCUUUUUUUUUCUCUUCUCUUCCUUUCUAUUUCUCUUUCGCUCUCUGUAUUUUUCUCUUUUCUCUUUUGUCUAUCUGUCUAUCAUCUCCACCUACUUGUCUCUAUCUAUUCUCUCCCUCUCCCUAUCCAUCAAUAUCUCCCUCGCUCUCUCUCUCACACACAACACACUCUUCCAACUUAAUCAACACAACAAUCAAUUUCUAAUUUUCCAACGCGACCAUCCAAGUUAAAGACUAUCUCUCUCUCUCUCUCCAUCACCUUCACCAAGCCUACUUACCCUGAAAUCAAUCAUGGAUAAGAUUGAUAAAGAUCAUCAGAAAAUAUGUAAAGUCUGUUCAGACAAAGCCAUGGGAUUUAAUUUUAAUGCUAUUACCUGUGAAUCUUGCAAAGCCUUUUUCCGACGUAAUGCCUACAAAAGCGAGAAAUUAAGAUGUCCAUUCAAUGGUAAUUGUAAUAUCGAUGUGAUUACCAGGCGAUUCUGUCAAAAGUGUCGCUUAGAGAAAUGUUUCCGUGUUGGUAUGAAGAAAGAAUGGAUUCUUUCCGACGAACAGAAAAAAAUGAAACGAGCCAAAAUAGAACAAAACAAAUUACGUCGACAAGCAGCCAUGGAAUCAGGUAGUGAAAAUAAUAAUGGAAAUUCAAAUAGCGGAAUUGGCUUCGAGUAUGGUAGUGUAUCUAAUCAAAUGUCCCCUGAUAAUCAAAGGACAACAAGUAUCAGUUCAAAUACAUCAAAUACCUCAACGAGGAUCUCAAUUGAUUCAUCAACCUCAGAUACACCUUUAUUUGAUGAUAAUAUUGAGACACCGGAAAGAUUUUUGGAUUAUAUUGAUAAAGAGAUUGAUUCCUUCAAGGGUAACCUGUUGUCACCUGAUUCCGAUUUUGGCGGUAGACCGACUGAUGAAGUGGUUCAAGUUCGAUCAAGUCCAAUAGCUGUUGGUGAGAUAAGUUCAUUCGGUGAUCAACCGAAACAUAAAACAGAAGUAUGGAGAUUACGGGUAAAUCGACGAAUCUUGGAGACCAAUUUUACGCCACUUUAUUUACGAAACGAUCGAAGUCAACCAAGUCACCAAUUAAAUGAAUUAGAAUCAAUGAAAUUAGAGGAACUAAUGACCGCCUUUGGAUUUAUUGAUGAACCUUUAUUCACCAAACCAUAUGAUGAAUGUCACACAGAUAUAACUGAUCUGGUCAGAUUAUCUGAUAUGUCCAUUCGUAGGAUAAUCAAAUGGUGCAAGAGGCUACAAUGUUUCCGAAAUCUUUGCAUAGAAGAUCAAGUUUCACUCCUAAAGGGAGGCUGCCUUGAGAUGAUGCUCAUGAAAGCUUCAAUCACCUUUAACCUUGAUGCCGAGAGCUGGCAGUAUAUUUUCUAUCAACAUAUAUUGCUAAUUAGUUUUAACGUUUAAAUCAAACUGUAGAUGGUGAAAUCUAACUAAUUAUAUCGGUAAUUACUUUAGUUGUAACCAUCUAAUAGAGAUUUGAUUCAAUUGUUUUAACCAGAAAAACAAAACAAAACAAACUCUGUAAACUUUUUUUUUUAUAUUCGUAACAAUCAAC
Molecule: messenger RNA, 2352 nt
Organism: Panonychus citri (citrus red mite)
Lineage: Eukaryota; Metazoa; Arthropoda; Arachnida; Trombidiformes; Tetranychidae
Product: nuclear hormone receptor HR96-like
Exons: 3
Coding region: 1092-2201 (369 amino acids)
Biological process (GO): negative regulation of transcription by RNA polymerase II; cell differentiation; positive regulation of transcription by RNA polymerase II
Molecular function (GO): RNA polymerase II cis-regulatory region sequence-specific DNA binding; nuclear receptor activity; zinc ion binding
Source: RefSeq, a predicted model, not a curated record